This is a messenger RNA of Vicia faba (fava bean), 987 nucleotides long. NCBI's taxonomy places the organism in Eukaryota, Viridiplantae, Streptophyta, Magnoliopsida, Fabales, Fabaceae. The record is from the annotation of a GenBank genome assembly.
AUGGAAAAGGUGAAGUGUUGUGGUGUUCUAUGGGUGGAGGGUUUGAGAGAAGCCUGUUGCCUUCACCGCGUUGUUAUUCUCUGUCUUAGGUCAAAGAAUCUCUUGAUGCGAACAGGCCAGUGUUUUCUCCUCAAUGGUUUCAUUUUCUUAGGAAGUAUAUUUGUCCUAAACUCGGUUGUCAUUCCUGCUUUGUGGUGGAUAUUACCUGAUCAAUGCUCGCAGCUUGUUUCUCAUAAAUUGUGUGCCUUAGGUGGAACUUUGAAAUUUUAUUCUUUCUUACGUCUUGCACUCAUUCAACUCUUUUAUGGGCUUUGGUUUUACCCAUUAUAUGUAUUUAGCAUAGUUCUGAGCACCUUAUGGUACAAUGACAUUGCCAAGUAUGGGUAUGCUGCAAUGGGAAGAUCUAAGUUUACUGUGGACAAAGUCUCCAGCCAAAACAACACACCAAUUAUGCAAAAUGCUAUUCAAGCAAAAAGACCAUCUGGCCUUGAAGGGGUCAUGAUUGGAAUAGGAGAGCAGGUGUACUCGAUACUCCUUUUGAGUGUUUUCUUUCUUGAGGUUUAUGCAACUGGUUUCAUACCAUUCAUAGGGAAGGUGCUCAAUUUUUUACUCCUUUCCUGGAUGUAUGCAUAUUACUGCUUCGAGUAUAAAUGGAAUUUCAAUGAAGUGGCUCUUGACAGAAGGCUGGACUACUUUCAAUCUUACUGGCCAUUUUUUGCUGGUUUUGGAAGUCCAUGCGUUUUGGCUAUAUUCUUUUUCUCUCCUCUUGUGAGUUAUGGGAUUAUGGCUAUACUUUUUCCACUGUUUGUUCUAACAGCAACUGGGUCGGAGGCUGACCAAGAAAUAUCUUUUGAAAGAUCUAAAUGGAGACCUGCAGGAGUGGAAAGGCUUCCGAUAUUUUAUGUUUCAAAUAAUGUGUCGAUGUGGAUUUUAUCUCUUUUACCCCUGGAGAAACAGGACCGGACGCAAGACAGAAAAGCACAAUAA